This is a messenger RNA of Amphimedon queenslandica, 1284 nucleotides long. RefSeq names its product leucine-rich repeat-containing protein C10orf11 homolog. The record is from RefSeq and is a predicted model, not a curated record. The transcript has 8 exons. Lineage: Eukaryota; Metazoa; Porifera; Demospongiae; Haplosclerida; Niphatidae. Gene Ontology annotation, biological process: melanocyte differentiation. Gene Ontology annotation, molecular function: protein binding. Bases 44 to 1009 code for a protein of 321 amino acids.
UAAUGAGCUAUAGCCAGAUCUCAGAAGUGGAAAUUCUUGUGUGAUGGCUACGCCUCCUCCUCCUUCAGCAACAAAGCUGGAAAAUGAUGGUGGGUCUUCUUCCUGUGAGGAAUUUGUUCUUAUAGAGGCGGAUAAGACUAACCAGCAGCCUAACAGAACAAGAGGAGGAUCCAUGGCAUCAGCUGAAGCUUUGUUCUCUCGGAAUUUAAGCUCAUCAUCUCCUAAAAAGAGGAAAGACUCGGGAUUACCUAACGGACAGGAUGAUACGAGAUCACAGCCUUCUCCAAGCAUUGGUAGAGAUACAGGAGUAGAGACAACAAUGGAGGAUGUGAAUCAAGUUGCUUUUACUGGUGAAGAUGUAGAAUCCAUUCCAUCUCAUUUGUGUGAGAAGUUUGGUCUGACUGCACAGCGACUUGAUCUAUCAUACAAUAGACUAAAAUCACUGGACGGAUUAGAGAAUUUCAAAGUAUUAGAAGAGCUUGUGUUGGACAACAAUGAUUUAACCGAUGCUGCUCUGUCACUGCCACACCUACCACGCCUGCAUACCCUCACUCUGAACAAGAAUCAGAUCAUAGAUACUGAGAGCUUACUGUCCACGUUAGAGAAGCAGUGUCCAUCUUUGAAGUAUCUGAGUCUCCUUGGUAACAGGGCCUGCCCACACGAGAUACUACAGUCUGGACAUGAUGAUGAAGACUACCAGCACUAUAGGUAUUUUGUUUUACAUCGUUUGCCAAAGUUAACUUUCUUGGAUUCGAGUUUCGUCACGUCAGAGGAGAGGAAAGAGGCACAGAGAGUCGGAGCCUUCAUGAGAGUAGUCAGACCCACAGACUCAAUAGAAUCUAAGAAGAAGUUAAAGAAAUCUUCAGAAGAUGUUCCCAGUGGUUUCAAUCCUUUACCAGCAUCACGAGAUGUUGUGGGACAACAUAGAGGUGUCUAUGGACAGUGUAAAUACGUAUAUUAUGGGAAGCAUUCUGAAGGGAAUAGAUUUAUACGUAAUCAUCACUUAUGAUAUCUUGUGAUUUCUUCUUCCUAUGCUUCUUCUUUAUCUAACUAUUUCUCUCUUCCUUCUCUCGUGUGUCUUAAUGAUGAGUAAUAUUACUAGCAUAAAAACCUGCAGUUUAUUCAUCAUCGUAUUAUUAUUAUUAUUACUAUUAUUAUUAUUAAUUUAUUAUUAACUGAUUAUUGUGUAUUAUUAUUUAUCGAUGUUAUAGUAUAUAUGACUCUUUUCAUUCCAUUCUUAUUUUUGUAUUGAUACAUAUAUUCAUAUAUAUGUAGUGUGUAUUA